Molecule: messenger RNA, 2381 nt
Organism: Amorphotheca resinae ATCC 22711
Lineage: Eukaryota; Fungi; Ascomycota; Leotiomycetes; Helotiales; Amorphothecaceae
Exons: 4
Coding region: 202-2355 (717 amino acids)
Biological process (GO): intra-Golgi vesicle-mediated transport; endocytosis; endoplasmic reticulum to Golgi vesicle-mediated transport
Cellular component (GO): Golgi apparatus
Molecular function (GO): protein binding; GTPase activator activity
Source: RefSeq, a predicted model, not a curated record
UGAUAACCACCCCCGACCCUCCCCGCCCUGUGCAUUGAUGAGUUUACGACCCGGACGACACUGGUGAGCGACUGUACAAUCUCCUGGAUGCGUUGUGUAAAUCUCUUAUGAGCUGGAGCGCUUCGAUCCGUCGUCUCCUUCGUUUCGAUCUUCCUCGUGCGGCAGCAGUAGCAUUUUCUGCGUGACCACCGUCUCUCCGCCAUGUCGGGAGCAUUGAGCAAGCGCCAGCAGGCGCGCAACGAGCAGACCCUUCAAGAACUCAUAAAGACCGUUCCGGGGAACAAUCUAUGUGCAGACUGCGGGGCAAGGAAUCCAGGAUGGGCGAGUUGGAGUUUGGGUAUAUUCCUGUGCAUGCGGUGCGCGGGGUUGCAUCGGAAGCUGGGUACACACAUCACGAAGGUCAAGUCUUUGAGCAUGGAUUCCUGGUCGACUGAACAAGUGGAGAAUAUGAAGCGUAUAGGAAACGUCAAGUCCAAUCGAAUAUACAACCCUCAAAAUACCAGACCUCCCGUUCCAUUCGACGUCGACGAGGCUGAUUCUGCCAUGGAAAGAUUCAUAAGACAAAAGUAUCAGGAGAAGUCGAUGAAAGCAGCAACACGGCAUGACACAGGAAGCUCAACCUCAGAUGACCACCCUCCACCUCUGCCCCCAAAGACUGGCAGCAGAUUUGGCUUCAGAUCGACUUCGUCCAUUUUCCCAUUAUCGUCAAAAGCCAAACGCGAAGCUGCUGCUGCUGCAGCACGGCCGGACCCACGGGAUAGGUCGCCUUCUCCUCCCAGAAGAAACAAGCCUUCCAAGUUAUUUGGUGCUGAUGUAGGAUCUCCAACCUCGGACGAUAUAGAAAUGAAGAUGGCCAGGCUUCGGAAUAUGGGGUUCAAAGACGAGAGACGAAACCUAGCAGUUUUGAAGGGGCUCAAUGGGAAUUUCGAUAAGUCUAUCGAGACCCUAGUUCGGCUUGGAGAGGGCCCGGGUUCUGCUGGCCUAGUGAAGAACUCAGGCCCCUCCUCUCGGGCACGAACGCCAACAACCCCAACGGUGGGAAUAACAAUAGAGCGCAAACAGGAGAAAAAGAGUCCACCCGCGCCAUCGACCAAUCCAUUCGAUAUGCUUGAUUUACCUCCUAGACCCGCCCUACCUCAAUCCUCUCAAUCAACUGGGUCCCUGGCUCAAUCCCAGAACCAGGCCAUGGGGAGCAACCCAUACCAGCAGAGCCAGAAUUCAAAUCCGUUUGGACGGACAAUGACACCAUCCCAGUCACAAUACAAUCUCAAUCAGGCGUUCCAAAAUAUGGCUGUUUCAUCCUCGCAGCCCCUCUUCCCACAUCACACGGGCGGGUUCCCAGGUCAACAGCAGCAGAAUCAGCAACUUUACCAGCAGCCGAUGACCCCACCAGUUCCUUCUAUACCUCAACAGUACUUCCCUUCUGCCCCCGUGAUCUACGAAAAUCCUAGUCAGCAGCCGCAGCAGAAUUACAAUCCAUUCAUGCAGCAGCAGCAGCAACAGCAGCAGCAGCAACGCCGGCCACCACCACCUCUCAAUACUAACGUCCAAUCAAAUCCAUAUACUCAACAGCAAGGGCCCUUUUCAGCGCCUCUGGGCAAUUACCAAUCAAACCCGUAUGGUCAACAACAGCAGACUCCGCAAGCGGCAAGCGCGAACCCCAAUUUCCAGUCUAAUCCAUAUUCCCAACAGCAGCAGCAGCCGCAGCAGACUCAGAAUCUUGUCCAGCCUCCGGUGAAUCAACCAUCGGCGUUUUACGGCAAUAGUACUCCACUACAGAGUACCCCACUCCAAUCCCCGCAACAGCAAAACCCAUUCCUACAGAACAAUUCGCAGCAGCAGAUGCAGCAGGCGCAACAAGCGCAGCAGGUACAGCAGCAAUUCGAUUACCAAGCGCAGCAACAAAACCUAUACCAACAACAAUUCCGGGGUCAAGUAAAUCCGUUGAUGCCUCAGCAAACUGGAAGAGCUGACAAACGGAGCAUCCUCGACUUGUAUAACUAUCCCCAAUUGGCACCUACGCCGCUCCAGCAGCAGCAACAGCAGCAGCAGCAGCAGCAGGGCCAGAGUCAGAAUGCUCAAUCGGCUCCGGCACUGGAUAUGGAGCAGCAGCAGAGAAGUGUGUCGACCCCUGUAACAACAAGCACAGCGAACAGUAGAAAUCCAUUCGCGAGUAGCGGUGGAGGUGGGGCACAGAGUUCGGGUGGUGAUACUGUCGGAGCUAUGGGGCAAUUCGCUCAGACUGGAGCAAAGAAUAUCAGCCGGGAUAGCAUGCUUAUUAAUGCUGGGGAUUGGCAGAACGGUCGGCAUUCACCAGAUGCCUGGGGGACCAUAAGUGGGAGAUCUAUGAGAUAGAAGUAAUUGAUGGAUCGUGAACAAAG